AUGAAGCUUGUCAGGUUUCUUAUGAAAUGCCAGAACGAGACGGUCACUAUUGAGCUCAAGAAUGGUACGGAGCCAUGUUUUCAUGCGACAAGAGGGGUUGCCUUCUCGCGCAUCGUGCACGCGAACCUCGAACCGGCACUUUGCGCGCGUUGACCGCCUCUCAAGCCGCGACCACCUAAACCACCCAUGUCGAAUCUCAAGCUGACUCUCACUAGGCACGGUCGU
Molecule: messenger RNA, 225 nt
Organism: Periconia digitata
Lineage: Eukaryota; Fungi; Ascomycota; Dothideomycetes; Pleosporales; Periconiaceae
Source: the annotation of a GenBank genome assembly